UGUGAUUUCGUCGGUCAAUUUUCAGGCGUUCUCUCUCCCUCCAAUUUCCCACGCGCUACCACCUUCAACCUCCACGAGGCGCCACUGGUCAGCAAUCACGUGCUUCUGUCGCGCUCUUGCGUCUAUGUCAGUUUGAGGCGAGAUCGAUCCAAGGGUGUGCGUUGGGGGCCUCUGAUAUUUCGGUUGCUGACUGGCGCCUGUGAUGAGAAGGACGAUAAGAUGGGCGGAGUGACCUCUUCGAUCGCAGCCAAGUUCGCUUUUUUCCCGCCGAGUCCGCCGUCGUACACAGUCGUCGCCGACGAGUCGUGUGAAGGGAGGUUCCUCAUUCCGGAGGUACCGAGGAGGGACGACGUGGAUGUGCUGAAGCUCAGGAAUCGCCGGGGGAAUGAAAUCGUGGCCGUACACGUCAAGCACCCCAAGGCCUCUGCAACUAUGCUUUACUCCCAUGGAAAUGCUGCUGAUUUGGGGCAGAUGUUUGAGCUCUUCGUCGAAUUGAGUACUCGCCUGCGGAUUAAUUUGAUGGGGUAUGAUUACUCUGGUUAUGGACAGUCAACUGGAAAGGCAACGGAGUGUAAUACGUAUGCGGACAUUGAUGCAGCUUAUAAAUGCCUCAAGGAGAAAUACGGGGUCAAAGAUGACCAACUAAUAUUAUAUGGUCAGUCUGUUGGUAGUGGUCCCACUGUUGAUCUUGCAUCACGUCUACCAACCUUGAGAGGUGUGGUGUUACACAGUCCCAUUUUGUCUGGGCUGAGGGUGUUGUACCCUGUCAAGCGGACAUACUGGUUUGAUAUUUACAAGAAUAUCGACAAAAUUUCAAUGGUGAACUGUCCUGUCCUGGUUAUACAUGGGACAGCAGACGAGGUUGUAGAUUCGUCCCAUGGGAAGCAGCUUUGGGUGCUUUGCAAGGAAAAGUACGACCCCUUAUGGCUCAGUGGAGGUGGGCACGGCAAUCUUGAGCUUUACCCAGAAUUUAUCAAACAUCUAAAGAAAUUUGUACACAGCCUUGGCAAGUCAAAAUCGACCACAAAUGGUUCUAGAACAAGUACACUAGAUUCUGAGAACGAGAACAAACCAUCUGAAACCGGUACUUCAGAUUCAUGCGACGCAGGUUCUGAUCUUCCAGAAGUUUCUAGAAACAGUUUAGAUAGUCGACUAGAGAAGUCUAAAAAGUCGAAGAAGCCCGAAAAGUCUCGGAUGAGCACUGACCGAGCCGACACGUUUAGGAGAAAGAAGGGUUUAGCGUAGUGACUUGUUAUUACAUGGAGAGCAGCUGAAAUAAGGUACGUUAUUCAAAUGAUGUAUCAAAAUUCCAAAUGGAAUGGAUCUGAUUUGGGCGUGGUGUUCACAUAAAUUAUAUGUUUCAUUUUGUAUGUAUAUGUAUAUUCUGCAGCGAGGGAAAACCCUGCUUUGUAUUUCUAAUGGAAAAUGAGCGUCAUUUAAACA
Pyrus x bretschneideri (Chinese white pear) is the source of this 1443-nucleotide messenger RNA. RefSeq names its product alpha/beta hydrolase domain-containing protein 17B. The record is from RefSeq and is a predicted model, not a curated record. Bases 220 to 1245 code for a protein of 341 amino acids. The transcript has 5 exons. Lineage: Eukaryota; Viridiplantae; Streptophyta; Magnoliopsida; Rosales; Rosaceae.